UCAUUCUUCUCACCUUCCUUCCUGUCAAAACUUCUCUGAAGAUCAAUUCUCUCUUCUCCGUCUCUACAAUGGUUUGAUCAAUCUAAGGUCACUUCGACACUGGAAACCCUAAACGACUCCAACGGAGGCCACUUUACUCUCUCCCGGACCUUCUUCUUUUUCCCUUCCGAGAUCGAGAUGGUGAAAAACCGGAUUCCCGAUUGGAUGAACAGUUCUCUCUGGUCUGCUCCCCCUCCAACUCCGGACCAAGAUCAAAACAACGACGAAGACCGUAAUCGCAUCGUCACAACCGCAGGAAAAUCUACCGCUUCUACUGAAUAUUCAACUCCCUCUCAGUCGCCGGUUCGAGAAUCUGCACCGGUGAUUGUCCCUCCGCCGGUAAUGAUCAAGCCGGAGACUCAGAAGGUGGAAGCUAGGGAUCAAUCGAGUUAUGGCGGUGAUAAUGGUACUAGCUCUGUCACUUCAUCUGCCGAGGAAUUGUCUCGACAAGCUCAGCUCAUGCAAGAGCUUUCAAGGAAAGUGAUAAAUAUGGGCGAAUUGCGAAGAAUUGCAUCACAGGGUAUACCAGAUGGUGCUGGAAUCAGAGCAACAGUGUGGAAGCUUUUAUUGGGAUAUUUACCACCUGAUCGAGGGAUCUGGGCAUCUGAACUAGCCAAAAAGAGGUCUCAGUACAAACAUUUCAAGGAAGAACUUUUGAUGAAUCCUUCAGAGAUUAUCACGAGGAGGGUGGAGAAGACAAAUCUUGGGAAAGAGGAAGCAAAAUGUGAAAAUGGUGGCUUACUCUCAAGAUCAGAUAUAUCUCAUGGAGAACACCCUUUGAGUCUUGGGACGACCAGCGUAUGGAAUAAGUUCUUUCAGGAUUCAGAGAUCAUAGAGCAGAUAGACAGAGAUGUAAAACGUACUCAUCCUGACUUGAAUUUUUUUUGUGGGGACACCGAAUUUGCAAAAUCAAACCAGGAAUCUUUGAGAAGCAUAUUGAUAAUCUUUGCAAAGUUGAAUCCAGGCAUAAGAUAUGUGCAAGGAAUGAAUGAAAUUCUGGCACCUUUAUUCUACGUCUUCAAAAAUGACCCUAAUGAGGAAAACUCGCUCUCUGCAGAAGCAGACACGUUCUUUUGCUUUGUUGAGUUGUUAAGUGGAUUCCGGGAUCAUUUCUGUCAACAGUUGGAUAACAGUGUUGUUGGGAUCCGUGCUACAAUUACCAAUUUGUCUAAACUUGUGAAAGAACAUGAUGAGGAGCUUUGGCGUCAUCUUGAGAUCACAACAAAGGUCAAUCCUCAGUUUUACGCAUUCAGAUGGAUAACUCUUCUCCUGACUCAAGAGUUCAAUUUCGCCGACAGUAUCCUCAUCUGGGACACACUUUUAAUCGAUCCUGAGGGUCCACUUGAAACUCUACUUCGAGUUUGUUGUGCUAUGCUGAUAAUUGUUAGAAGACGUUUACUAGCUGGCGACUUCACCUCUAACCUCAAAUUACUGCAGAAUUAUCCUCCAUCGAACAUCAGCCACUUGCUCUAUGUAGCCAACAAGCUUCGGACACAUUGAGUUUCAUAAAUAUUUGCUUUGUAAAAUUUAUCCACAAAAUAACAACAAAAAAAGGGAUUGUAAAUGUCUUGAAAUCAGAACAGCUGCUGUCAAUCAUUUAUUUGCAGGAAGUUUGUACCCUUGUGAUAUGUUUUGGUGAUGCACUUUGUAGGUCUGUAACUGUUAUUUUUUUUUUUUAUAUCUUACACGUAUGGAUAUGGAUUAUGGAAAAGUGAAACUUUUAGGAUUUUUAUUUUUU
This is a messenger RNA of Impatiens glandulifera, 1777 nucleotides long. Its product is annotated as TBC1 domain family member 13-like. Gene Ontology annotation, molecular function: GTPase activator activity. Gene Ontology annotation, biological process: activation of GTPase activity; intracellular protein transport. The record is from RefSeq and is a predicted model, not a curated record. NCBI's taxonomy places the organism in Eukaryota, Viridiplantae, Streptophyta, Magnoliopsida, Ericales, Balsaminaceae. The transcript has 9 exons. The coding region runs from base 178 to 1539 and encodes 453 amino acids.